AUGGGAACCCGGGCAUUUUCCCAUGACAGUAUUUUUAUCCCUGAUGGGGGAGCAGAAAGUGAGCAGACAGUUCAAGCAAUGUCACAGGACAACAUCCUGGGCAAAGUCAAAACUCUUCAGCGACAGUUGAGCAAAAACAUCAAGUUUGGGCGGCCACCACCCAGUGCCAUUCCCAUGAAGAAGGCAGACAGUGGUGAGGCCAGCUUAGAAGAGGAUCUGCUCCUGACCAGUCCCAUGGAGAUUGUGACUCACGAGGACGUCCCCCUCUCAGACACCGAGCACAAACCCAGUGACCCUCCAAGUUCUCAGAGUCCUCUGAAUCUGCCUGGAGCCAGAAGUGAGAUGGAAGACAAGGUGGCUCCUGUUAAACCAUCUCGGCCAAAAAGGCACUUGUCUUCUGCUGGAACCAUCGAAAGUGUCAACCUAGACGCCAUCCCCCUAGCCAUCGCUCGCCUGGACAACAGUGCCGCCAAGCACAAGCUGUCCGUAAAGCCAAAAAACCAGAGGGUGUCCAAGAAGCACCGGCGACUUGCCAGGGAUGGACCAAAUGAACAUGGUGGCCUUCCCUAUCAGCUCUCGCCGGACCAGAACGGACACUCGGGAGAAGACAAGCCAGUCUGGCAUGAAGAAGAGCCAGAGCUGCUGGACUCUGAAGAAGAGAAGAGAUGCCAAGAGGAAUACUGGCUGGAACUUGAGGCCAAGUGCAAACGGCAGAAGGCCGAGGCAGCAGAGAGGAGACGUCUGGAAGAGCAGAGACUCCAGGCCCUGGAGAGGAGGCUUUGGGAGGAGAACAGAAGGCAGGAACUCUUGGAGGAGAAAGGAGAAGACGAGGAGGGAGAGGGGGCAGAACUACAGCUGGAGGCAGAAGAGAGGCAGCGCCAAGAGGAGAGGCAGAGACUGGAAGAGCAAGGUGGCCAAGGGCGGAGGGAUCAGGAGCAGCAGGAAAGGGAGGAGCAGCGGCGGCUGGAAGAGGAGCAGCAGAGGCAAAGGGAGGAGCAGCUGCGUUUGGAAGAGGAGCAGCGGCGUUUGGAAGAGGAGCAGCGGCGUUUGGAAGAGGAGCAGCGGCGGGAGGAAGAGGAGCAGCGGCGGGAGGAAGAGCAGCGGCAGCUAGAAGAGGAACAGCGGCAGCGGGAGGAGGAGGAGGAGCAGCGAGAACAGGAGGAGAAGCGGUGGCUGGAGGCAGAGGCAGCUGCCAGGAGGAGGGCAGAGCUGGGAAAGCGGGAGCAAGUGGAGGCCCUGAGGAGGCCGGAAGGGGAGCAUCGGAAAGCCGGGAGAGUGCACGAGGAGAAGUGGCAGCAGCUGGACGAAAAAAGGGGCUUGGGGAGUCCAAAGAUGGACUUUGCAGAGAAACCCCGGAAACGAGAGCACCUGCUGCCCGAGAAGCAAAGCGAAAGCUCCGAGGAAUCUAAGAUUGGCGAGAAGCAGAGUCAGGAGGCCGCGCCAGCCGGAGAGCAGCAGGGACAGCGCGGGGACGGUCGGGAGCCUGACCGUCGUGCGCGUCAGGAAGAGAGACCAGAAACUAGCGCGCAGCCUCCCCAGAAACAAGAGGUGCAAGUGGAAGAGACUCCUGGGGAGAAGAAGGAAGCCGCUGCCCCAGAAAAAGACAGAAAGGGGGAGGAACUCCGGUGGCAGGAAGUGGACGAGAGGCAGAGCAUGCCAAGGCCCUACACUUUCCAGGUGUCAUCGGGAGGGAAACAGAUUCUCUUCCCCAAAGUCAAUUUGAGCCCGGUGACACCCGCGAGAGAUGCGGGACUUGCCUCUGCUCCCCACGCGCCGAAGACCCCGCGAGCCGGCGCGACCUCCCACGCCCUGCCCUCCUCCCGGAGUGUACCCCACACAGCCAUUCUGGUCACGGGAGCGCAGCUCUGCGGCCCGGCGGUCAACCUGAGCCAGAUCAAGGACACGGCAUGCAAGUCCCUCCUGGGCUUGUCAGAAGAAAAGAAGCACGUUGACGUCCCUGCCCUGGAGAACCCUCCCCGAGCGCCUGUCGACCCCCGGGCAGGCAGCGGGAAGGUCAGGGCCGCCCAGGAGUCUCCGAGCAGUGCGGCCGCCCUCGCCGAAUGGGCGUCCAUUCGGUCCAGGAUCCUGAAGAACGCGGAGGGCGAGCAGCCGCGGCCCGGUGACGAGCACCCUCCCCGGGCCCGCAGUGAUUCCCGCGGGAACCUCCGGAGGACCCCCCCAGUAAAUGCCAAGUUCUCUAUUAUGCCCGCUUGGCAGAAAUUCUCUGACGGUGGCACCGAGACCUCCAAACAGAACACAGAAGCGGAGAGCAUGAGAAAAAGACCCUCGCUGGGACCCGGGGCGCCCCAGUCCCUGGCUACUAACGAGCUCCCCAAGGGUGCAGAGAAACCAGGGCCAGCAGACACCACGGAGGGGUGCAAAUUUGCCAAAGACCUCCCGUCUUUCCUUGUCCCCAGCCCUGCUUACCCGCCGCAGAAGGCAGUGGCCCAUGCGGAGCCCGGGGCCACUUCGGACGCUGAGACCAGCAGCGGGAGAGGGAAGCCAGACCCCUCGAUGCCCGGCCAGGAGGAAAAAGCCUCACCGUUUGGCAUAAAACUGAGAAGGACCAACUACUCCUUGCGCUUCCACUGCGACCAGCAGACGGAACAGAAGAAGAAGAAGAGGCACAGCAGCACGGGGGACAGCGCGGACGGCGGCCCCCCGGCCCCCGGGGGCACCAGGGGAGAGAAGGAGCCCGAAGCCGCGGCCGCCAAGCCGGGCCCGUCCCUGCCCCCUGAGAGGAAGCCCGGCCUGUCCGCCUGGAAGGACUCGGCCGAAAGGGCCCCCCCUUCUCCCGCCGCCGCCCCGGGGCCCCCACCGGCCGCGGAGCACGACCGCGCGGCCCACAGAACGCCGCUGGCGCCGAAGCCCGCGCUGGCCCCCAAGCCUGCGGGUCAGACGCCGCCCCCGUCGCCGCUCUCCAAGCUGAGCAGGCCCUACCUGGUGGAGCUGCUGGCCCGCCGGGCGGGAAGGCCGGACCCGGCGCCCGGCGAGCGGGCCAGGGAGCCCCGGCCGCCGUCGCCGCCGCCGCCCCCGGAGCCGAGGAAGCCGCCGCCGAGGGACGAGGAGGAGGCGGUGGAGCCCGAGCGCAAACCCGCUUCCCCGGCUCCGCAGGCCGCCCGGCCCGAGAAGCCCUGCCCGACCCCCGAGCCCGGGAGGAGAGAAAAGCCGGUUCUUCAGAGCAGGCACUCUUUGGAUGGCUCCAAAGUCACAGAGAAGGCGGACACCGCGCAGCCGCUGUGGAUAACGUUGGCGCUGCAGAAGCAGAAGGGCUUUCGGGAGCAGCAGGCCACGCGGGAGGAGAAGAAGCAAGCCAGGGAGGCCAAGCAGGCAGAAAAGCUCUCCAGAGAGAACGUCGGCGGCGGCCUGCAGCCCGGAGGCGGCGGCGGCGGCGGCAGGGCCGGGUCCCCGCACAAGGCCCGCGCCCCGCCGGAGGAGAAGCAGCCCGAGACGGCCGCGUCCAGGCUUGAGCGCAGGGAGCAGCUGAAAAAGGCCAACACGCUUCCUACAUCUGUGACAGUGGAGAUCUCGGAUUCAGCGCCCCCCGCGCCGCUGGUGAAAGAAGUCACAAAGAGGUUCUCAACCCCGGAUGCUGCCCCUGUGUCAACAGAACCAGCCUGGCUGGCUUUGGCCAAAAGGAAAGCCAAGGCCUGGAGCGACUGUCCGCAGAUCAUUAAGUAGAGUGACUUUCAUCCACUCCUACUGCCAGCUCUUGGCUCCUCUCUUGCCCUUGUUAUUUAUUUUUUAUAUGAGGUGAAGACACCACACUAGGGAAAAGCAGCAUGUGUUAUAGGCUCUAAAAUCAUGUGCAGAAACUGUAAAGAGUGUA
Molecule: messenger RNA, 3829 nt
Organism: Enhydra lutris kenyoni (northern sea otter)
Lineage: Eukaryota; Metazoa; Chordata; Mammalia; Carnivora; Mustelidae
Gene: CRACD
Product: KIAA1211 ortholog
Exons: 9
Coding region: 1-3681 (1226 amino acids)
Biological process (GO): negative regulation of barbed-end actin filament capping; maintenance of gastrointestinal epithelium
Source: RefSeq, a predicted model, not a curated record